AUGCAGCUGAGCUGCUACAUCCUGGAUUAUUUCUGGGAUGAAUUUUUUCCUCGGAAACGUGUCGUCGAUGUACAACGUAUGGAGGCUGAUGCACGUGCAACACACUGUCGUUAGAAAACAGCGUGAAUUAUGUACGUAAAAUCGGCGAGCCUUUGAGGCGCUCAAAAUUGAGCCUUCAUUCUGUAGUUGUUCAUGUCUUGAAACUUAAAGUCAAAGUAGAACGAGAUAAGCUUAAAUAAUUUGUAUUUGUUCGCAAGAAUCACGAACUCUUGAGUAUUAAGGACACGAUUGUCCUCGGUGUCGCGUGACAGGAAUUAAUUUGCAACUUCAAUACCGUAAUGACAUGUCGCGAGGGAGAUUACCAACUCAAUGCUUCUCUUUGUUUCUAGGUUCAACAAUUCCUCAGAAAUAUGAAGGAAAACAGGGAUGUUCCUCAAAGAUCGCAGAGCAGCGCGGCGAGCCUCAUGUCUCUAGGUGCUGACAUAUCUCCAAGCUCUUCCCAUUUCUUCGAGGUGCUCUAUGUAGGGAAAAUGAGAGUACCGCAUCCAAAGGUGUCGGAGAUCUUUAUAGACGACGCGCUAGUAAGAUUUCGCGUCCACGGUCUCGAGAAAUCGAGACCAUCGGCGACUAACUUUCUUUCCGAGUAUCAACGUCAAUCACUUUUAACGUCUUCCAAUAACAGGAGAAACAGCACGGUAAAUUAUCCCAACCUCAUCUACCUUGGAAAUAAAUUACACACUUUUGGUAUCAUAUCGCCGGUCAACUCGCUGGGUGUAGCGUCGACGCUUACCGGGUCGGUGGAAACGUUCCCAAAGACGCAGAACGCCAAUCUGGCGGAGAAAGACGAGGAGAACCGCGAGGAGAACCGAGACGUUACGAACAAUAAUUCCAUGCAAGUGCCGGAAGUUAUGCGAACCCGGGCGUCUUCCACAGGCAGCGUAUUGAAUACCAGGAGGGAUUCCUUGGCGAGAGGGAGCGACGAACAUAAUCGCACGAUGCUGUUCCAGGUAGGCCGACAUGAUUUGAGACUAAUCAGCCCGGAUAGGAAGCAAGUGCUGCUUCACAAACAACUGAGAGACGUGACCAGUUGCGUACAAGGCGUCAAGAAUCCAGAACAUUUUGGUUUCGUUUGCAAAGAGAAUAACGUAGAGUUUUUUAUCGGCUAUGUAUUCAAGUGCCAAUCGGAAUCGGUUGCGGAUGAUCUUGUUACCGCUAUUUCGUUUGUUAGAACGUGCGAAGUUCCAAGAAAGGAACGAUAUCCCGUGUUUUCAUGCGAACACUGCCCGAUGUAUUGGUAUAAUAAGCUGUGUCAGGAAAUCGAAGAAAAUUGCGGGGCAAGUAAGAAGUUUGCAUGUUCUCCAUGUUGUGCAGGACAAAACGAUAGGAGGACUCAGAAUAUCAUUUUCACACGGAUGGAAAUACUGCCGGAGGAUGAGCAGGAAAUUGUCGUUACUAAAUAUAAAAGUGCCGAAGCUGCUGGAGGCACAGAGACAAGUUUACGCGAGCAAAAUCAAUUUUUAAUGAGGCUAUUGCGUGCCCAUUGCGAGGCGAAACAGGCCAGGCACGUUCAUGACACAGCGGAAAAUAGGAGUGAAUUUCUUAAUCAGUACUUAAGCGUGGGUGUUGGAAGCACAAUAUUCAUGAAAGCAAAGCGCUCGCUUACAAAUAGCUUUGACAACCUCAUGAAGAGAAAGGGUUCGCGGGACGACCUUGGACUUGGUUCACAUUUAAAAGAUAUGAGCCACCUUAACACUGUGAUACAAAAAAGCGGUAGCCAAAGCCCCGAUAUGUCGCGACAGUCAUCUAUAACUGAUAUUUCGCCGGAUUCUAAUAGGCCCAGAUCUCUAAGGGUUUCACCUGAACAGCAAUUAACUGUGAACACUGGACCAAAGAGUUCUAUGAUGGACAUAUUCCUGAAGGUGGGAAAUUCGCCAAAAAUGUCUCCAACCGAGUCGGAUGGAAACAAUUCGGUGCAUUCAAAUAGCUCGUGGAGACAAACUAUUUUGAAUCGAGUCGUAACUCCUAAUAAAGAUCAUGAGAAGGAAAGCGAUAAACCAGGAAAUAUUAGUAUCAUUAAAUCUCCUCAGGUGACGCCAGCGCGCAGAACAAAACAAGAAUUAAGAGAACUUUGGAAGAAGGCAAUCAAUCAGCAAUUGAUACUUAUACGCAUGGAGAAGGAGAAUGCGAGACUUAGAGUUCGCCAAGAGGAAGCGACUGUUAAGAGAAUAAAAUUAGAAUAUGAUGAACUUAGCAGUUGCGCUCGUGAAUUAGUAGAAGUGUGGGACCUUCUUGUAAGUAAGGAGUCAAGGAUCUCUACAAAAUGUGAUAAUCAAAUGCUUUUACACGCUAUUAAACAAGGUGUACCAAAAGGAAAGAGAGGAGAAGUAUGGCAAUUUUUGGCCGAACAAUUUUGUUUGAAGCAACCGCCCAUAGACACGCACGAUUUUCCUAAUUACAAUACAGCAUACGAGUUACUUUUAAAACAACUCACGUCUCAACAACAUGCAAUUUUAAUAGAUUUGGGACGAACAUUUCCAAACCAUCCGUAUUUCAGUUCACCUCUAGGACCUGGACAAUUAGCUUUAUUCAAUUUAUUGAAAGCUUACUCGCUUUUGGAUCAUGAAGUUGGUUAUUGUCAAGGUCUUAGUUUCGUGGCUGGGGUCCUUCUUUUACAUAUGUCAGAAGAUCAAGCCUUUUUUCUUCUGCGGCACUUAAUGUUCCGAAGAGGCCUAAGGAAAUUGUAUCUUCCCGACAUGGCACCAUUGCAAUUGUAUCUAUAUCAAUUAUCCAGGCUGUUGCACGAUAGAUUAUCAACAAUUUAUAAUCAUUUCGACAAACAUGAAGUUUCUCCUACGCUGUACGCUGCACCAUGGUUAUUAACUUUAUUUGCCAGUCAAUUUCCACUUGGUUUUGUCACUAGAGUUUUUGAUUUACUAUUUCUGGAAAGUACUGAGGUACUUUUUAGAGUAUCAAUGGCAUUAUUAGAAGAGCACCAAGAUCAGUUAUUAAUGUGCGACAGUUUUGAAGAAAUUAUGGAAUACCUUAAGACGCGUGUGCCAGCUGUGGAUAAAGAGAUUCUGGAUCGAGUUAUGAAACGCGUAUUCUAUCCGGAUCAGGAGAUUACGAAGCAAUUGAAUGAAUACAGAGUGGAAUACCAAGUAUUGCAGGAAGAAAUGAUGUCGGUGAAACCGCAAAUCGAAAGUCUGGAGAAAUUCAAAGUACUGAACAAGCAACUUACGCAAGAAGUCGCUCAACUGAACGAGCAACUUGAAAUUACUAUGAGUAACUUUCACCGUCUGGAGACAGCACGAUCAGUGCAGCAAUCGACCCUGUUGAAACUUGAGUCUCACAACCGUAGUCUUGAAGUUACUGUCGUCACAUUGGGCGCGUUCAUUCAACAACUCUCCGAAACUCGUCCAGACAUUGAAUUCCCUGGUGAAAUUCGUCGAAUAAUUGCUCAGCUGAGUCUCGCUGAGAAACGAAGAAACACAACCAGUCGAUCGUAUCCUCUAAAAGUGAUCGAGGAUAACAUCAAGAUGGGAAUGAUUAAAAGUAACUCCACAGGAAGAGAAUCUCACAACUUCUUAAAAAAUAACAGCGUAGUGGAUCCCCCUUAUCCUUUAAAAUCCACAUUGAGUCAACCAAACUUGGCCACGAAACUCGAGAAAGUCUCGUCGUUUUUCUCGAACUCGCACAAUCACAUUCAGAAGCAACGAGCACAAUUGGCCGCUCUUAGAAACGAGUACACAAGCGAACAGGGUGUCAGAAACGACGAGAACGAUCCGAAAACCGUCAAUAUAGACAUUCAGAUCACCGACGCGAUGAAUUCGACCGAAGUGCAGGACAUACCGCAGAACGAUGAUAACCAUUUGAAGAUCCAACCAAUCAACUUAGAAAAAUCGGCUUCGCUGCCAUUGAACGCGAAGAUAAAGCUGAAGUCGUCCAAGUCGGCUUACGAACUGGGAUCCGUUAAGAAAGUACCGAUUACCAAGUUGGAAGUUACGAAUGACGACAAUGUGACGAGUUUAACUGGAACGAUACACCCAUUGGAUUCCUGUAGAGACGUAAACUUCAGAUAUGGCGGAACAACGAAAUUAAAGUCGAUAAAGCCAACGAGAUUUCCAAGUCCAAACGGUCAAGACGAAGGUGUGAGCAAGAACGGCCAGAGCCAGAAUAUGGAGACAUUGAACAGAUAACAAUUGCUGAUGAUGCUGCGUUCACGGAAGAUACCUUGGAAGAUAACUAACUUGAGAAAGGUCUAUCCGAAAAGCUAACGGAAUGGAACAUUGUCCAGGUUUUACCUUUAUAUUUGUCGUUUUCUCUUAUAUAUCUUAUAGUAACUUUUUGAUACGACAACGAUCGAUUUUCAUUUUUUAACGCGAUAUCCGUCGUUCAUAAGGAGCAGUUUGUCGAUCAAAAUAUGCUGAAACUCGCACUUUCCUUUUACUUGUACCAAUGAUUUUAAUAUCAAGUGAUAGAGAACGGAAAACUUAUAUAUAACAAAGUCAAUUUAUAAUAUAUAAAAACAUGGCGAAUAUUGUGUGCAUGUGUGUGCAUGGGUGUGUGCGUCAAAUAUAGUAUGUAUCACGUAUAUAGAUAAAUGAGAAGUUUAGAGAAGGAGAAUUAGGAAGAAUGAGUACAGCGACUUAAUUAAUUCUCAAAAAUUAAUAUAAUAUAUUAAUUGCUGAUAAGAGGUUUGUUUGGAACGACAGUAACACGGAAGAUAGUUUCUAUUGACUUUUGCUAAAUAACAGAAUUGUAGAUAAUCGUAAUUUAUUGGAGGAUAUAUUAUUUAAUAAAGUAACGUGUUACUGGCGUAAACUAAAUUUCUUACAAUCCAGCAAGUAGAAGUCAUAUCUGUAUCAAAAUGUACACUAGUUUAUUACAAAAUUCAUAGGAAUUCGUUUAACAAAUAAAUAUUAAAUUAAAGGAAUAAACGUUUGUUCGAUUAAUGAUACAUCUUUUGUUGUUAGUAUAUAGUCUAUAUAUAGCCCGAAAUCUUCAUUUAGCCAUUUAGCAAGUUUAUUAAUGAUGAGAUAAUCUUUCAAAAUUGUUCAAGAAUUCCUAGUUAACAAUACAAAAUAUAUUGUUGCCUUAGUAAUAACAUAUUUUUGGAUAACAAUAAAACAAUAAUUUUUUCAUAUAAUUACAAGAAAUUCCUAUUAAUUUUGUAUAAAUCGUCGAGAGAAGUGCCAAACUUUUUAGAAAAAGAAAAAAAAAUGUUUUUAAACUGUAAACGUCUUGUGUAUAUUCAAAACAUAUUUAUAUAAUUAAAGACAUAAUUUAUAUAAUUAUUGUGCACUGUGUAAGAUUCGAGGAAUCAGCAAGUAUUACUAUUUUUGCACAAAAGAAAGCCUUGUGAUAUCAGGGAUAUAUAUGUAAUAUUUAAUGUCGUUUAACAUUCUUGUAGGAAAAAAGGUCAUUUUUUAAAUACCGAAAUCAUAAUGCCGAUAGUUCGUAAAAAUACUCAAAAUAAUAUCAAUAGCAAAUUCAUAUUCUUAUCGUGUGUUUUGAUUAAUCUUUCCGUCUAUAACAAGGCGAUAAAUAUUUUUCAUUUCACAAUAACGUAUUGUAAAAUGAGGAAAUACAAAGAAUGUUCAGUAAGUUUGUAUAGUAACUAUUAGGAAGGAUAAAGUAUUUUGUAGUAUUAAAAUUUCUAUCUUCCAAAUAGCGAUUUUUACAGAUAGGUAACUAGGAAUUUUAAUCAUAAAUUGUGAUGAACAAUUAGGAGAUAACGUUAAUAUAUUUAUAGCUUUUAUGCACAUGUUACUGUUAGUAUAUAGAAACUAUUAUUCUAAUGUCGAUAUACAUAAGUAAGGCAACCGUGGACAUUCGUUUGUUCCCCAUACUUAAUUUUAUUGUGAUAGCAGUCAAUUUAUUUGAUUAAAGAACUAAGAGGAAAUAUUUUAGGUAUACAGAGAAAGAGAAUAUCAUUAUUGGAAAAAAAGGAACUGACAAAAUAUGAGUUUAUACUGUUUUAUACACACAGAAAAAAAUUAUAUCCAAAAUUUCUCAUACAAUUUUUUUUUUGGCAUAUCUGACUUGUAAUGUAAAUAAAGCUUUAUCAAAUCUUCUGUAAAAUAUAUAUGAAUACAAUAUUUCAGUAGACAAAUGUAAUGUUCUCUUAUGAUAAAACUUCAAGUAUGAAAUAAAUAACUAUAUUACCAUAGACAUUUGACAUUUUUUA
Messenger RNA from Heterotrigona itama, 6187 nucleotides. The record is from the annotation of a GenBank genome assembly. NCBI's taxonomy places the organism in Eukaryota, Metazoa, Arthropoda, Insecta, Hymenoptera, Apidae.